Molecule: messenger RNA, 1146 nt
Organism: Penicillium manginii
Lineage: Eukaryota; Fungi; Ascomycota; Eurotiomycetes; Eurotiales; Aspergillaceae
Product: fungal specific transcription factor domain-containing protein
Exons: 1
Coding region: 1-1146 (381 amino acids)
Source: RefSeq, a predicted model, not a curated record
AUGUCAUACGGAUAUCCACACGGUAUCAAGGAUGCGGAUUGCGAUGUCGAGCUAUUGGACCCUUUGGCUACAUCAUCCGGACAAUCACCCGCAACUUUUGACACGACACACCAGUGUCCAGCGAGUCUUUUAUCUUACAAAUACCUGAUGUCCAAGCUUUCCGUUCUUGUCAAGGACAUUCUUACAGAUCUAUACAGAAUUAGCCACCAGGGGGCUCCUCAAACCGACAAUCUGAAUUCGCGGAAUCUGCAGAAUCUCAUUAACAAGGUAUCGCGCCUAGAUGAACGGCUGCGAAAAUGGAAAAUGGAGAUACCAGAAGCCUUACAUCCAAAUACUAAUCAUGCAAACUAUGCUUCCGUGGAAGAGAUGGAUUAUGACAUAGGUGCCUCAGGACCCCGAUUCGAGCAGCACAUCUAUCAACUGCAAGCUCUUUCCCUCGAACUUGCGUAUGAAAAUGCGCGAAUCCUCCUCCACCGCCCUCUUCUCGCUUACAGAAUGAUCCCCCGCGCUGUGAGCGAGGGCGAAACCCCAUCUCCAAAUCCACUGCGUCUGUCAUUAUCCGCGUGUCGGGAUGCUGCACUGCAUACAUCAAAUCUCGGGGAGUCUUCAAUAUUCCUUCUCGCCGCCGAUACCUACGCCGCUGCAUUCAUCGGAAUUCACACCUUUACUGCUGGCGUGAUGAUUUGCAUACUGAUUAGUAUUGAACCGCUUAGUCCGCAGUCCCACGAGUCGAAGAUGGGGCUGCGACGCUUGAUACAGAUGCAAACACAUUUGAAAUCGAGAACAGAGUCGACUUUGGCAUCACAGGGCUUGGAAAUUCUGGAGCGCUUGACCCGAUUGGUCAUGGAGAAGGAAUUGAAGGAGAUGCUCGAUAGUAACAGUGCCACCCGGCAAUCUUCUCAAUCUACAACGCAGCGGAUCGAAUAUGCACAUUAUGGGGGUGGGUCCGAGGCUCCGACACAACAGGAACAAGACCAAGAUCAAGGUGCAGAAAUCCCCGACGCAAUACAAAACGAGGAAAUGUUCGACUUCAUUCAAGAUCCGGCUAUGUCUCAGGCUCUUCUUGACUUUGACCAGGGUAUGCAUUGCAGUCUUCGCGUUUUGAUCACCAUCAGGUUAACAUUUUUUAGUUCUCUCGGGAAAUGA